Molecule: messenger RNA, 5663 nt
Organism: Mandrillus leucophaeus (drill)
Lineage: Eukaryota; Metazoa; Chordata; Mammalia; Primates; Cercopithecidae
Gene: ENC1
Product: ectodermal-neural cortex 1 (with BTB domain)
Exons: 4
Coding region: 1274-3043 (589 amino acids)
Molecular function (GO): protein binding
Source: RefSeq, a predicted model, not a curated record
AGAGUCCAGCCGGGGGUGCCGCACCCGCUGGGGAAUGGGGAGGGAGGACACAUGGGAAAUGCCUGGGGCUGGAGUCUCUUUGGCUCUCUGCCAGCAAGAAACUUAAAAGUCCUGGCUUGCUCAACCCGAGUGUCCCCAAAGCUUUCAGACUUUUGCCCUUCCAUUGCCACUAUCUCUCCCCACUCUGGGCGUCCUACCCAAGGAGCUAUCUAUGCGUGCCCAGGGCCUGUCCUGUGGAUAUCCAGCUCGCCCCUUGCUGCCCUUUUUAGAGCAUCGCGCGGGCUCUGGCAUCACCGAGCGUACAACGCCAGGCUGCGCUCCCCUGAGGUGCGUCCCUCAGAUCCGGGACUGUCCAUUAACCAGGCUGGCUCAAAGAGGCGCAGACACACUCGAACCCGGGAAAACUUAUUUUAUUCUCGGUUCCCGGGGCUGCAGCUGCCAGCGGCUGAGACAGCGCGUCCGCUUUGUCUCUCUGCAGUCCCCGCAGCCCCCCUCUCCCGCUUCCUCUCCCGAUUAACUCCCCCGACACGCUCUUCCCCAGCUCCUCUCCUCCUCCCACUCCUUCUCCUCCUCUUCCUCCUCCUACACCACGGGCCGCGCUAAUGCGCUUCCUCCCUCCCCCGGUGUCGGUCUCUUUGCAUACGCGCCCCCUCCCCUCCCCGCCGCGCCACUUAUAGCGGGGCGCACCGCGGCGGGGCGCAGACUGCUCUGGCAGCCGGAGAGGAGGCGGUGCGGCGGUGGCGCUGCGGAGACCGGGUCCAGACGCCUGGCGGCAGCCGGCGCACAAGGCGCUUUCUAGCUCCCUCCCCCGAGCGCACAGCCCGCCUCCUUCCGCGGCGCCUGCAGUGGCAGGCUUGCUCUCCGCUCCGGUGACGCGCUCCGGUAGACGCUCUGCGGGUCCUGGACGCCGGGUGCGCGGCGUGGGGACAAGAGGCAGAGGCGAACGCCAGUGGUAGCCAGUCCGCGAGCCAUCGUUCGGGGCGCAGUCCUCUCCCCGGCUGGCGCUCCUUUCUCCGGGGCAUUCGCCACCGCUUCCCGGGGCUGAGACGACCGAUUCGUCGCCUCCUUGCCCGUGACCGACGCUAGAACUCAGUUGUGCGUUGCGGCCAGUCGCCACUGCUGUGCCAGCAUUUGCAGGUAUAUAGGAACAGUCCUGGUGAUGCACUAUUUAAUCAAAAGACAGGGGUGGAUCUUUUGUUCUUGCAAAUGGUUUUCCAAGAAUUGAUAUAAAGCGGGAAGAACAGAAAACAGCAGUCAUGAGAGUGGAAACAAAAUGUCAGUCAGCGUGCAUGAGAACCGCAAGUCCAGGGCCAGCAGCGGCUCCAUUAACAUCUAUCUGUUUCACAAGUCCUCGUACGCUGACAGCGUCCUUACUCACCUGAAUCUUUUACGCCAGCAGCGUCUCUUCACUGACGUCCUUCUCCAUGCCGGAAAUAGGACCUUCCCUUGCCACCGGGCAGUGCUGGCUGCGUGCAGUCGCUACUUUGAGGCCAUGUUCAGUGGUGGCCUGAAAGAGAGCCAGGACAGUGAGGUCAACUUCGACAAUUCCAUCCACCCAGAAGUCUUGGAGCUGCUGCUUGACUAUGCGUACUCCUCCCGGGUCAUCAUCAAUGAAGAAAAUGCAGAAUCGCUCCUGGAAGCUGGUGACAUGCUGGAGUUUCAAGACAUCCGGGAUGCAUGUGCAGAGUUCCUGGAAAAGAACCUGCAUCCCACCAACUGCCUGGGCAUGCUGCUGCUGUCUGACGCACACCAGUGCACCAAGCUGUAUGAACUAUCUUGGAGAAUGUGUCUCAGCAACUUCCAAACCAUCAGGAAGAAUGAAGAUUUCCUCCAGCUGCCCCAGGACAUGGUAGUGCAACUCUUGUCCAGUGAAGAGCUGGAGACAGAAGAUGAAAGGCUUGUGUACGAGUCUGCAAUUAACUGGAUCAGCUAUGACCUGAAGAAGCGCUAUUGCUACCUCCCAGAACUGUUGCAGACAGUAAGGCUGGCACUUCUGCCAGCCAUCUAUCUCAUGGAGAAUGUGGCCAUGGAGGAACUCAUCACCAAGCAGAGAAAGAGUAAGGAAAUUGUGGAAGAGGCCAUCAGGUGCAAACUGAAAAUCCUGCAGAAUGACGGUGUGGUAACCAGCCUCUGUGCCCGACCUCGGAAAACCGGCCAUGCCCUCUUCCUUCUGGGAGGACAAACUUUCAUGUGUGACAAGUUGUAUCUGGUAGACCAGAAGGCCAAAGAAAUCAUUCCCAAGGCUGACAUUCCCAGCCCAAGAAAAGAGUUUAGUGCAUGUGCGAUUGGCUGCAAAGUAUACAUUACUGGGGGGCGGGGGUCUGAAAAUGGGGUCUCGAAAGAUGUCUGGGUUUAUGAUACCCUGCACGAGGAGUGGUCCAAAGCUGCCCCCAUGCUGGUGGCCAGGUUUGGCCAUGGCUCUGCUGAACUGAAGCACUGCCUAUAUGUGGUUGGGGGGCACACAGCCGCAACUGGCUGCCUCCCAGCCUCCCCCUCAGUCUCUCUAAAGCAGGUAGAACAUUAUGACCCCACAACCAACAAAUGGACCAUGGUGGCCCCACUCCGAGAAGGCGUUAGCAACGCCGCAGUAGUGAGUGCCAAACUCAAGUUGUUUGCUUUUGGAGGUACCAGUGUCAGUCAUGACAAGCUCCCCAAAGUUCAGUGUUAUGAUCAGUGUGAAAACAGGUGGACUGUACCGGCCACCUGUCCCCAGCCCUGGCGUUACACAGCAGCAGCUGUGCUGGGGAACCAGAUUUUUAUUAUGGGGGGUGAUACAGAAUUCUCUGCCUGCUCUGCUUAUAAAUUCAACAGUGAGACUUACCAGUGGACCAAGGUGGGAGAUGUGACAGCAAAGCGCAUGAGCUGCCAUGCUGUAGCCUCCGGAAACAAACUCUACGUGGUUGGAGGAUACUUUGGCAUUCAGCGAUGCAAGACUUUGGACUGCUACGAUCCAACAUUAGAUGUGUGGAACAGCAUCACCACCGUCCCGUACUCGCUGAUUCCUACUGCAUUUGUCAGCACCUGGAAACAUCUGCCUUCUUAAAUGCAGUACAUUCUAAAGAGAGUGAGCACGAGCUCACUCCAUCACUCGAUGCUAUAAUAUGAGAUUUCUACUUUGGAGAGGCCAAGUGUAAUGAAGAGAAAAAAAGGAAAAGAAGUUAAAAGAAGUUGCAAGACACGAAUAAAAUCUGCUGCACCUUGUAAAUGCUCUAACUGGACAUGAAGGAAGGGGGCGGGCGGGGGUGGGAUUUUUGGUGCAAGUAGCACAUGGUUUAAAUAUGAAUGAACAAACCUGUGAUCUAGUCCUUGUCUUGUAAUUGUGGAUUAAUGUCAGCGUUAAUCAGCCCCCUCAAAGGGAGAGAAAAGCUGGACCUUUUCCCUUGCUGUACCAUAUUCAGCAUUUGAUUUCCAUGGGCUCCACCAUUUAUGUGUAAAAUUUGAAAUGGUUGUCACCUCUCUGAGGAGAGAGCUUGAAGCCUCCACACCAGCUGCUGCUGGAGAGUCAAAGCCCAACUGUGGGUCCAAGAGGGAAGCUGGCUGGGCUGGCUGAAGAAUGAGGACCACUGGACUCUCCGUUAAUCUCUAAGGGGUCUGCUCCCCAGGAACGUUUCCGAACAAUGGGGACUUUGUUGGUAGCCAUUUGGUAGAUGUUCUUUUCUAUUUAUAAGUGACUUUAAACUUUUCCUUGGCUGUUAAGAAGUUUGUUAUAGAUUUAGCUAUUUAUUGUUCGAUGCCUGCAUGCUGAAACAAUGCCUACAGCUGUCUUCACAUGUAUGGACGUGUGUGAAUGGUUGUAUGUUUUGCACAUUUUGUGGCUGUUGAGAUGUGCUUUGCUGCACAAACAUGAAAACUUUUGAGUUACAAUUUGGAGUAUAACUGGAGGGUGGGUUGGGGAGGGGUGGAUUUUAAAAAUGUCAAGACAGGGAAGGAUGACAAAAUGGAAAUUUAAAUGACAUCCUAGAGGUAGAAAAACCAUGGAGAUCACUUUUCUCAGACUCACCAGAUUUUAAUGGGAUUUCUUGGGGUUUGGUUGUACUGAUGGGGUAAGGGGAGGCUUCUUUCUGCCCUUCUCCCCACUCCCAUCUGAUUUACCUAAUUCAGUCUCAGCUGCUGACAUUUGGAAAGGACCAAAUUGCUUUACAGUUUUUUUCUUUGUGUAAUAUCUUGAAAUCCUGGAAAAUUCUAUGGAAUAGUUCUGUAUAUAGGACACAGGUAAAGGCAUUGUCCAAAGUUUAUUUAUUUAUUUAUUACCUUAUGAGAAUGCUUUGCCACAACCACAGUUAAUGGGAAAAACGGAAGUAUCACAGAUGGAAAUUAACUCACCAGAUUUCUUGACCCGAACUCCUUCUCUUCUUGCUAUAUGAUUUAGCAAGUUCUAGAAGGUCUCCAAGACAAUAAUUACAUUGGCACAAUGUAUACUUCAGUGCUCACCCUUAGGCAAAUCUCUUUUUAAAAAACUCUUUGGUGCACGAGUAACACAUUUGGCCACAAAACACCAAAGAAUUGUAAGCAGUGGCCCCUAUUGAGAAGGUUUCCGGCAGAGUUGGAAAUCAGUUGUGAAUACAUUCUUUGCUAGUUGGAGUGCUUGUUUACUAAGCAUGUGCCGUCGUAGGUAUUAGUGCUAGUCUCAAAUAGGUGCUUCCCCCGAGGUGCGGGGGAAGACCAAAGUUUGCAACUUGAACUGCUUUCGUCCACGUUUCUCACAUUGCUGUAUUUUAGAAAAUAGGGGUUAAGACUGAUAACAACCUUUUACAUUGUGACUGUGUUUGCAUUGUCUAAUGACAGAUAAAUCCUUAACAUUUCUCUCCACCUUAGUACUUUAGACUAAUUGUGCUUGUCCGUCCAUGCCAUGAAUGAGUGGGCUGUAGUUGGGCCAAAAUAAAUGAGCUGUUGGAAGAAAAGAAUCCCAGUACUUUCCAGCAGUCAGUCCCUGGUUCCUAGAUGUGUUCUAAGCAAUGCAAAUGUCUAAUUGUCCCCCAGUGGGCAUAGUCAGUGUCGUUUAUAUUGUAGCAGUUACAGCUCUGUAGUUUAUGAUGCAAAUCUGCCAAGAGAGAUGUAUGUGUCACUGCAUGGCUUCUGAAGGCAGGACGGAUUUUCUGCAGCUGUUUCAAAGUUGGUCUCUGUCCUUGAAUCCUCUAUUAAUUACUGUGUGUGAGCCAGAGGGAGUUGUGGUAAGGGUUGGGCCCCCAGCCUGCAGGGAACUUUCUGGACUCCUGCUCUUUGAAUUGAUAUAGGCAUUUGGUCUCACUACUUGACCAUUCUCACCCUGUGAAACGUCCCACACUUUGAAGCAAAUACAAUUCACAGCACAGUACACACAAAAACCUUGGCAUAAGACAGAGAAGGUUCUUCUUAUUUUGUGGGCUGGUUGCUGUAGAAACACAUAACAAAGGGCAGCCCUCCACUUCUGGUAUAAUUGUGUAGCCGCUUUUCUCUGGGCUUGACACCUGUCUUGAAUAAGAGUGAUUAGAGCCGCAUAAUGUCCCUCUCUUGGCUAUUGACCAUGUGGUUCACGUACAAAACUGUGUAAGUUGAAGGAAAAUGUUCAUGUUCAUAUGUACUUGUUUGCUAUGACUACAUUUUGAGGUUUUGUAAAACUGUUAUUUUUUUUUUUUCACAAUGUGAAACUGAAGGUCAAUAAAUUAUUAGAGAUUUUCUCUUCA